Molecule: messenger RNA, 1086 nt
Organism: Morchella importuna
Lineage: Eukaryota; Fungi; Ascomycota; Pezizomycetes; Pezizales; Morchellaceae
Exons: 1
Coding region: 1-1086 (361 amino acids)
Source: RefSeq, a predicted model, not a curated record
AUGUCCAACCAACCCACCACCCUAAAAGACCUCUCCCCCGAACUCCUCAUCCAAAUCUCCCAAAACCUCCCCUCCUUCACCUCCCUCACCUCCCUCCUCUCCGCCCUACCCCACACCAACCGCGAGACCAUCACGCACUACCAAUUCGACAUCUGCGAGGCCAUCGCCGCCACCGAACUCACACACUCCCUCACGCCCCACUUUCACGCACUCCUCAAAGCCCAAGGCAACAUGCAGCGCCUACUAUCCAACACCCCGCCGCCCCCGAGCCUUACCCCGGCCGCCAUGCGCACCACAGGUAUCCUCUCCGGCGGCGCCAGAAUAGGCAUCGACGAGGCCAUCCAGCUCGAGAGCUACCUCCGCCAGCUGCGUAUCUGGAAACCGGUGUUUCUGGAAGAGACACGCCGCAUGCCGCGGGGCUGCGGAAACAUGUUUCCGGACCUGCUGGGGCGGUGGAACACUCUAGUGUUUCCCGAGGACGACCCCGAAUUCGACUCGGACUCGGGGGACUCGGGGUCUGACUCGGACGGCAUAUUUGCGCUGGUGGACCUCACGCUGGAGUGGCAGCUGUCGGGGCUGUCGCGGGCGCGGCAUGUGAGGAUUGACAGGGCGUGGCUGAACUACUGGACUAUGCUGUUCUCGCGGGUGGGUGAUGAGCGGGCGCACGCUGCGUUUGUAGCGGCGGUGGCGGCGGGGGGCGCGGAGGAGGGGGAGUAUGCGCUGUGGACGCGCGGGUGGGUUAAGGGUGUUGAGGAGUGUCCGGAGGGCGUGCGCUACUUGGCGCCGAUGUGGGAGUGGCUGAAGUUUGUGCCGCAGCUGUGUGAGCCCGUGGCGGCGGCGGGGAAGGAGAUGUGGGAUGUGGUCAUGGUGGGGGGGUUUGAGUAUGUGUGUGGAGAUGAGGUGAUAGGUGAGGAAGAGGUGCUGCCGGUGCCGGUGGUGGGUGGGGCGCAUAUGCCGCCGGGCGUGUGGGGGGUGGAGGAUAGGUUUGUUGGGGAGCGAGUCGGGGAGGAGAUUGUACGUAGUUUGGAGAGGUUGAGGGGGUUGUGGGUGUUGGAUUUGCAUAGGAGCUUGUGGAGGGGGCAUUAG